Molecule: messenger RNA, 5671 nt
Organism: Miniopterus natalensis
Lineage: Eukaryota; Metazoa; Chordata; Mammalia; Chiroptera; Miniopteridae
Product: amine oxidase [flavin-containing] A
Cellular component (GO): mitochondrion
Molecular function (GO): primary methylamine oxidase activity; flavin adenine dinucleotide binding
Source: RefSeq, a predicted model, not a curated record
UGAUGGUCAGGAAUAGCCGGGCCUGAGAGGCCGGCGCCCUUAGGGGCGGGGCGGAGGAGAGGAGAAUGUCAGCCCCCAGCCGCCCCGGAACUAUGAGUUUACACAACGCUGAGGCCUCUCAGGGCACCGGCACCGGCAGCGGGAGUAGGCCCGAGGCUCAACGAGAGCCAGGAGUCGUUCCCGCCUCAGCCCAGAUCCCGGCCCGGGCCUCCACAUCCGAGUCCAGUAUCGUAUCUGAGUGGCGAACCAUUUCUUACUCGCUUUCCAGCCACCAGUCGAACACUUCCACACCCGAUGCGGACGACUCCUGGACCUCCAGCGUGCCUUCCCAGCUGGGUCCCGAGACUAGGCUAAGAACUGAUAGCAACUCUAACAUCGGCCUUUGGGACUUUCGCACUUACAGCCUGCCUAGCCGGACCUCCAUUUCAGACAGAGUCUCCAGCACCUCUGAGGCGGUUGCCCCCGACUCCAUCCUGGAUAGCGAUAGUCUCUGGGUAACAGUAACUGAACCUCCUACAUCUAAUAACAUCCCCAGGGGAUCGGUACAAGGAUCCAUCCAGGCCUUAAUGCCCGGCUCCCUCACGGUAUUGGUACCAAGCUCUGCACCCAGUAGCACUUCAGAAAUAUCUGGACAUGGCUACUCCCUUCCCUCAUUGUUCAACUACCCCCGGUUUUCCGUUCGAGUACCUGCAGCACCAAAUAACACCCCCCGAGUGUCAUUACAAGAAACCUCGGUAACCCGCUCCCCCCAAGUACAUGUACAAAAAUCUGUCCCCUUCUCGGGCUCUUCCUUACCGUCCAUUCAGGGGUCCCCCCUGACCUCAGUGCCUAACACCGCAAGGAAAUCAGUACAAGAACCAGUCUUGUCCUUAAGCUCCUCGCUAGUGUCCGUUCAGGGGCCCCCCCCGCCCUCAAUGCUGAGCAACGCAAGGAAUUCGGUACAAGAACCGGUCAUGUCCUUGAGCUCUUCGCUACCGUCCAUUCAGGUGACCCCCCUGCCCCCAGCGCUCAGCACCCCACGGAGUUCAGUACAAGAAGCUGUCAAAGUCUAUGGCUCUUCCAGAGGGUUGUUACCAGAGUCCAGCCCGCCCCCAGUGUUCCGCCCCCUUAGGCGUUCACAACAACCUCCUACGCUGGUGAACUCCUCCCAAAUGUCUGCAAGAGUGUCCACCCAGGGCUCAGUGCCAAGUACCAGUCGAAUCUCGGUGGAGGAACUGGAUCCGCCUUGGGACUCCCCCAGGAUAUCAAUAAAAGUAUCCGCUCCGCCCUCAGGGCGGGACUCUGCCCAGCUAUCUUUGGAAGAAUCGGCUCCGCCCCGGGGCUCAGCAGGAGAGUCUAUAGAAGAGUCCUCCCAGCUCUUGGCCAGCCUCUCUCCUGUAUCCACGCCAGGGGAGACUGUCAACCAGAGCAUGGCGAGUCGGGAGAAGGCGAGCCUCUCAGGCCAAAUGUUCGACGUAGUCGUGAUAGGAGGUGGCAUCUCAGGAUUGUCUGCUGCUAAACUGUUAGCUGAACAUGAAGUUAAUGUUUUGGUUUUAGAAGCCCGGGACAGAGUUGGAGGUAGAACGUACACCGUAAGAAAUAAACAUGUUGAUUACGUAGAUGUUGGCGGGGCUUAUGUUGGACCCACCCAGAACAGGAUCCUAAGGUUAUCUAAGGAGCUGGGCUUAAAAACUUACAAAGUGAACGUGAACGAGCGUGUUGUACAAUAUGUCAAGGGGAAAACUUACCCAUUUCGGGGUGCCUUCCCUCCAGUCUGGAACCCCAUCGCAUAUCUGGAUUACAACAACUUGUGGCGGACAAUGGAUAACAUGGGAAAGGAGAUUCCAGCUGAUGCACCAUGGAGUGCCCCACAUGCUGAAGAAUGGGACAGAAUUACGAUGAAAGAACUUAUUGAUAAAAUCUGCUGGACACAGACUGCUAAGCAGUUUGCGUAUCUCUUUGUGAACAUCAAUGUGACCUCUGAGCCUCAUGAGGUUUCUGCCCUAUGGUUCUUGUGGUAUGUGAAGCAGUGCGGUGGAACCACUCGGAUAUUCUCAGUUACCAAUGGGGGCCAGGAACGGAAGUUCGUAGGUGGAUCUGGUCAAGUGAGUGAACUGAUAAUGCGCCGCCUCGGGGACAGAGUGAAGCUAAGUCAACCUGUUACCUGUGUUGACCAGUCAGGUGACAACAUCAUCAUAAAGACAUUGAAUCAUGACGUUUAUGAGUGCAAAUAUGUAAUUAGUGCCAUCCCUCCAACUCUGACGGCCAAGAUUCACUUUAAUCCAGAGCUGCCAUCGGAGAGAAACCAGUUAGUGCAACGUCUUCCAAUGGGAGCUAUCAUUAAGUGUAUGAUGUAUUACAAGGAAGCCUUUUGGAAGAAGAAGGACUACUGUGGUUGUAUGAUCAUCCAAGAUGAGGAGGCUCCCAUUUCGAUAACCCUGGAUGACACCAAGCCAGAUGGAUCACUGCCUGCUAUCAUGGGCUUCAUUCUUGCUCGAAAAGCCAUCCACCUAACUAAACUCCAAAAAGACCAAAGAAAGAAAAUAAUCUGUGAGUUGUACUCCAAAGUACUGGGAUCUGAAGAAGCUUUACAACCAGUGCAUUAUGAAGAAAAGAACUGGUGCGAAGAACAGUACUCCGGGGGCUGUUACACCGCCUACUUUCCUCCUGGCAUCAUGACUCAAUAUGGAAGGGUGAUUCGUGAACCAGUAGGCAGGAUUUAUUUUGCUGGAACGGAGACAGCCACACAUUGGAGCGGAUACAUGGAAGGAGCUGUUGAAGCUGGAGAGCGAGCAGCUAGAUCGAUUUUGAAUGCUCUGGGGAAGGUGACAAAGCAAGACAUUGAAGAGCCUGAAUCGGAGGAUGUUCCAGCUACUGAAAUCACACACACCUUCUGGGAAAGAAACCUCCCUUCCGUUCCAGGCUUGAUGAAGAUUGUUGGAUUUUCCACAUCAGUAACUGCCCUGUGUUUUCUGGCAUAUAAGUUUAGGCUGCUAGAACGACCCUAAAGUAUGCUCCCUGCUUACUCUUUUCCAUUACCAUCAGAAGGAAAAAUGUUGACAAAUUAAUGGCUGUGUCUCACUAGACUAUUGUUAAGUGCACUGGAUAUAACCCCUUAUUUAGUCUGUGUUAAAGUAAAAACAACUCACAGAAUCACUUCAUUAAAAUCAGUAAAGAGCAUGUUCUGUCUUAUUUGUCUGUGUAGACUAAUUCCUGUUGAUUGGUGGAAUAAAACUUUGUGAUCAGUUUCUUAAUUUCAAGUUAAAGUGCCCUUCAGAAACAACUUCUAUGUCCUGUUUUUCUCCCCUUUAACAUAAAAUGCCUGAUGAUUGCAGAAAUGAAGCAUUUAACUUUUUGUAGAGGUUGAAUAGGUGAAGGUCCAGCUUGUGACUGAUCUUUUCAGUCUUUAGGAAAUGGUGAGGUGUAGGUUCCAGAGUCCAGGGACUCACAGAUUCCUGAGGUAAGCAGCUCCCACUUUGGAUGAGGGAAUAGUACAUGAAAGCAGUGGAGGUAGACCAGACCAGUGGGUGGGGGAAUACAUUUUGUAGGUAGUUGCCUCAGUUAUCUCCUGACCACUUCUAAUUCCUGCAGUUUCUAGACAUGUAGUCUCAGUAUUAGCUUGCCUGUAUACUUUCUCAUUUUGUUUCUUAAAGAGGACAGUGUUUUCCAAGGCAUAAUGAUUAAAUUGGCUUUCUGUGACUUUUGUGCAGCUCCCCAGCAGAGCAGAGUGAACUAGUGCCAGGACUCUCCCCAUGAGGCCUCUCUGACUAGCUCUACAUGAAGCAUCAUCUCUUCUUCCUGGAAGAUGGCUAGACAUAACUUCAUUCAUCAUUGAUGAUAACAUUCUCUACCAAUUUCAGUAAAGCAGUAUUUUCAUUUUUUUUAGGUAGACCCUGGCUGUCUGAAAGCUCCUAGUGGCAUAUAUUUUUUCCUUUUUUCCUAUGACCAUAGUAGAAUUGGACAGAUCUGUUAACUUAAAUAUGUCUUCAACAUAGUUACCUUAGAGUAAAUGUUAACAUACCAAUUUCUCUCAAAUAACUGAAAUAGACAUUAAAAAUUUCUUAUUUGUUGAGACUAUCAGAUAAAGCAAGGGAAUUGGGGCUCUAUAUUAUAAAUUCACUUGCCUUAGUUAUUAAGAUUUAUAAAAGACAUGAAAUUGAGUGAUUUCACAUAUGAAGACUAAGUUCUCUAAGGAGUAAUGUGGACCAGAACAGUGCCCACCUCAUGUCUUUCCCAUUUUAAAAACCAUCGGACUUUUAAAGCUUCUUCCAAAGGUUUCAGCCACAAAACACUUCGUUUCUUAAUAUAAAUAUCUAAGGGAAAUAUCAACACAGAUGUGAUCAAAUAAAGCAGUUGAGAAGAUUCAGUGGACUCAGGUACAUAGGUGGUGGAUAGACAGUAACACCCUAUCAGGCAACAUAAAUGAAUGAACAUUUCAUUUGAAAUGAAGCUUCUAGCUAGCUGAAACUUACUCUUUUAUAUGCCAACAGUUUUAAGUAAAAUUUUUCAAGAACAUGCUUCUAAACAUUAUUAAACAAGCUAGACUCAAAUUAAUUUUAUUUAUCAGGUCACUUAUUCUAUGCUCAAUUAUUUUAUGCUUUUAUAAUAGUUGAUACCAUUGUGUUUGACUCUCUACAAAAUGUCACAAUUGUUUUACAGCUAUUCAGUCCACUGCUUCUUCUAUCUUCUCCCAUAUUCAGCAUUUCAUUUCAUAUCCUAGUUAUCUCCUAACACCCCUUAACAUAAUCUGUUUUAUUUAUUGAAUGAGAAUUAAAGGUUGCCAAAGGAAACCAAUCCAUUUAUUACAUAAUUAACCUUAUCAUAAAUUCAAAAUUAAGUCGUGACCCUGGUGUAAGGAUUUUAGGUAUUUGUUUUGCCUAUCCUAAGAGCAAAGAGCAAGAUUUUUCUGCUGCUCUUUACCUUUCAUUUGAAAAUUGUUUUAGCUAACUUAGGAGUUUUGGCAAUGUCUUGCGUAUGCUCUGAUACAUAAGGAGGUACCACAUAUACCAAACGGCUUAGAGAAAUCACAUCCCUGAUCUAUUUCAGUUGUUUCUGUUCACUUACUGAUUAACUUGGUUCUGACACACCUUAUGGGAAAAACUUAACUGGCAAGUUUUAACAGUAAUCAGGUUGAUAGCAUAUCCAAUUCUUGAAUGUUGAAGAACUCCUGAGUGUGCAAUUGCCCUCUUCUUAAACUUCUUAGAAAAGCCCUAUUAAGCUACAGAUUAUCAAAAUAGAUGUCAGUCCAGAUGUAUAUAAACAUGAAAUCAGAGCUGAGAACUCCCACCUUAUAUGAGAUUGUUCAACACCAAGAUAUCAUAGGUCUUUUCUCCAGUCCACAGAAACGAGUCAAUUUAAGUAGCUGAUAGAGUGUCACCCUUUUAAAGUGUCUGCUUCACACUUCUGAAGGCUGAGUUGGCCUUGUUCCUUUGUAACAUAAAAAAUUAGAUUUUAAAAGGUACCCUUUUUGUCACAACCAAUAAAUACAGACUUAUAGUACACUGAAGAAAAAAUAUUGCAGGACUGUGAACUACUUUUAGUUUGAUUGUGAACUUGGUGCCUAAUGUUCUGUCUGAAAUGUGCCCCAUUGCUACGUGUAGGAGUGUACAUAUGUGUUUGUUUUGCAAUUGAAGUACACUUUUGCCUGUGUGGCACUGUUUUGUUUGUUAAUAAAGUGCACUACCACCCCUGA